AUGGCCAGCGAAGCGCGCGUCCCUCUCUCGGACGCCUUGAACCGCCAGAGCUCGGUCAGGACGAGCGAGGCGAGUACGACUGCGCGGGAAGUGCAGGCGGACGAGAAUGCGAGGCAGCGCUCGAUAACACCACGCCGCCAGGCUCCGCCACCCCCCGCGACCACCGCAUACCCCGCUACGUUGUCGACUCCACCUGGCUCUCCCUCUCUUCGCCGUACUCGCACGACCUCCUCCUCUUCAUCCUCCUCCACUUCAGCCGCUCCUCGCACAGCAAUGCCUCGCCACCGUCGUACUAAGUCGUCCUCCUGUAUUCACGCGCCGAUCCCGCCGCCCGUCUACCCCGUUCGCUCGCAGCCUAUCGGUCUCUCCCGCUCGUCCUCCCUCACCGGCUCGAUUUCUGACCGACUGAGCGGCGCAGAGUCGGUACCUAUGAGUCCAACUAUCAGCGGCGGGCUGAUGAGGCGCACCCUGAGCAUUGAGGACUUUGAGUCGGUCGACGAUGCGGAGGAGAACGAGUCGGUCGAGUCGCCGGCAUCGCCCAGGCCGCUGCUAACGCACAGAAGCGAGAGUCUGCCGUGCUUCCCGCCUGAGCAGAAGGAGGAAGAGGCGGAGAAGGCGGACAGGCUGGGCAGGAAGGCGGUCAGCGAGGACGAGUUGGCGUCGCUUCCGCCCAAUCCGAAGCUCUGGCUCCCCUCUCACCUCUCGCUCUACCUCGCUUCUCACCUCUCGCUGCCCCCGCCUAUGCGCGCCGACAUCUCCUCCUUCAUUUCCUCGUCCCGCCUCUCCGGUCGCACGUUCCUUCGCCUGCGCGAGCAAGACCUCGAGGAGCUUGGGGUGAAUAUUAGAUGGAGGAAGGCGCUGAUGGCGCAGCGCGAGCUUCUGAGACGGGAGGCGCUUGGCGGACGCGUCCUGUGGGGCUUCGGCAGCUCCACGGAAGCCGUCGAGCACGAGAGCCCGGUUGAGGGUGCUGCGUUGGGACAUGCGCGUCGCAGGUCGGUCGACGUCGAAGGGUCAGCGGACGAAGACGAGUCGUCGAAGGAGGAAUGGAAGCGGUCCUGGCGUCGCGCUCUGGCGGCAGAAGGCGGCGACGGUCGCUCACGCGUUCAAGGACUCAGGAAGACCUUCGAAGCGGUCGAGGAGCUGAGCGAACGCGGUUCUCCCGCCGCAAGUCCAGAGAAGAAGGGUUCUCUUACGCCACGAAGGAGGCGCGAGUACCCUCGCUCGCCGUACGUCUUCCCGCCUACGUCGCCAACCAAGCAUGGACGCAGCGAUUCGACCGCGUCGGAUCUUAGUGCGGCCAGUGUCGACUCGGUUGGCGGGACGUACGAUGGCUUUGCGGCGAGCUCGAGGAGGCCGCAUAUGAAGCAGCUUUCGCUUGCUUCGUCGUCGUCGAGUAGCAAGGCGUCGUCGCGGACUUCGUUGCGCCUCGAGGAUGCCUUCGGCUCAUUGCCCUCGAACGAGGCGCUCAUUCCGUCUCACUCGGCCUCGACUUCGUCCUUCUCUCCUACACUCGUGACCUCGCCUAUCGAUCUCGCCAAGCCUUCGCUCGACGUCUCGACAGCUCAAGGCUCUCUCCUCAUUCCCGCCAUUCGCGGCGACGAUACGAUCAAGACUGCCCGCGAUACUGCCAAUAGGCGCCGUGUCUCCUUCUACGACACCGACCCCCUCUCGUCCGCCACUCCAGCACAGCCGAACGAGGCGGAAGACAUCGAGGCUGACGAAGCGGAGGAGACGCUCCGUCCCGUCCGCGCGCAAAACACGAGUGCCGGCUCCGCCGCUGGCUUCGCAAGUCCGCCCAUGUCACCAACGAAAGGCUCUCUCGCGCUCGCCGAGCUGUUCGGGCUCGACGUCCCCGCCGGUCUUUCCGCGUCGGCGUCUGCGAAGGCUGCGGACGAAAAGAAGGACGAGGCCGACUUGAUGACGAUGUUUGUGUCGGAUAGGCAUGGCGAUGCGGGCGAUGAGAGCGAUGAGACGGCGUCGAGGGAGAGGAGGAAGAAAGGCAGUCUUGUGCUGAUCAAACGCUCGCAAUUCCACGCACUCCAGCAGCGGAUCGACGAAGUCGAAGCCCAGCUCGCCCUCGCUCUCUCCAACACGCCCUCGUCAGCCGGUCGCUCAAGGUCGCACUCUGUCCAUGGGCAGGAAGACGAAGACGCUGAGGAGUGGGCAUACAAGGGCGACAUGGUUGGCGAGGAGACGAUUGGAAGGCUCGAGGGGAAGCUCCAUGGACUCGAGUUACAAGCCCAGACGCUGAGCGACCCUUCCCUCCCUUCCUCGCCCUCUCCCUCCGCUCGCGCCUUUGCCUCAUCCGCCUCCAACUCGACUUCUCCCUCCGUCCAUACUCGCUCUCGCUCCUCGACCCACACGCGCACCCGCACAGCCUCGACGCAGACGAGUCCGUCGAUCUCGACUCGUCUCCGUCGUAGGAAGCCAUCCGAGGGAGCCGAAGUCUGGGACGUCGGUGCCGGUCCGCCCGCUGGCUGGCCUAACAUCGAGGGCUGGAGGCAGCUGAGCGGGUAUGUCGUCGCUGCGAGUAUCGGGAUUGGGAUCGUCGCCGGAGAAGUCGUCGCUGCGAAACUCUUUGGCUUGCGGCGCCGCUAG
Messenger RNA from Rhodotorula toruloides NP11, 2598 nucleotides. RefSeq lists its product as uncharacterized. The transcript has 7 exons. The record is from RefSeq and is a predicted model, not a curated record. The coding region runs from base 1 to 2598 and encodes 865 amino acids. Lineage: Eukaryota; Fungi; Basidiomycota; Microbotryomycetes; Sporidiobolales; Sporidiobolaceae.